Messenger RNA from Marasmius oreades (fairy-ring Marasmius), 1968 nucleotides. RefSeq lists its product as uncharacterized. Gene Ontology annotation, biological process: transmembrane transport. Gene Ontology annotation, molecular function: transmembrane transporter activity. Gene Ontology annotation, cellular component: membrane. The transcript is spliced from 9 exons. The record is from RefSeq and is a predicted model, not a curated record. Lineage: Eukaryota; Fungi; Basidiomycota; Agaricomycetes; Agaricales; Marasmiaceae. Bases 178 to 1797 code for a protein of 539 amino acids.
CGGCCCUUUAUACCCGCACCACCGCCACUAGCGCAUGGUUCCGACACCUGCGCAUCUUCAAAUUGUCGGCACACGACCUCAAAUUAUAAAAAAACUAACACUUUUUUCAGGGCUUUUCCCCUUCGUCUCCAGCCUCCCCACCACUCGAGUCCAAGGCCUACUUUCGUUUUCGCCGCCAUGUCCUCGACAACAGAUCAAGCGAAAAACAUUCCUGCUCCUCCUCCUAGGGCACCAUUGGAGGAGUACGAACGGUCAGACGGGAAAUAUCCAUUCUUGCUCACCAUGACCGAGGUCAAACUGCUUGGUAUCGCUGGCGUUGGCUUUUUACUCGAUGCCUACGAUCUUUUCAUCAUCAAUCCCGUAGCGACUAUGCUCCAGUACCGUUUAUACGGUGGCCAUUCUUUACCUCCUGGCCUUGAAGGAUUUUUGAAGGCCAGUGCCAACAUCGGAAGUGUAAUCGGACAGUUUUUGUUCGGUUACCUCGCGGAUGCUCUCGGUCGAAAAGCUGUAUAUGGGAAAGAACUCAUGCUCAUCAUCAUCGCUACCAUCCUCUGUAUCACCACUCCCACCGGUCAACUAUCGCCGAAUAGUUCUCUCGUCUACCUAGGCGUAUUCCGCAUUCUCCUCGGUGUAGGCGUGGGCGGGGACUACCCCAUGUCUGCUACGAUUACAUCCGAUCGUGCUAACCUCCGAAAACGCGGGACCCUUCUCUCCUACAUCUUCUCCAACCAAGGAUGGGGUUCCUUCUUCGGUUCGCUUAUCACGAUCAUUGUUUUGAUGGCGUAUAAGCAUGUGAUGCAUGAUGAAGGGAAGACGAGUAAGGUCGAUGGUGUGUGGAGAAUUAUUGUUGGGGUAUCGUUAGUUCCAGCGUUUGCGACUCUGUAUCAGAGGUUGACGCUACCUGAGAGUACGAGGUUUAAGGCCUCGAAGAAUCUGGAUUCGGAGAAGGAAUUGGAGGAGUUAAAGAAGGUCAACCAGGCGACUACGGAGAUGAAGGUGUCUGGUGGUGGUAGUGAGCGUGCGAGUGGGUCGUCGGAGAUCAAGGAAAGUGAGAGUAGGUCUAGUGGAGAGUCGCCUGAGGUUGUAAUUAAGAAGGAGAAGGCACAAAUCAGGGAAUUCAUCCACUACUUCUCGGAAUGGCGACACGCGAAAUUGCUCAUAGGAACUUCUUUCUGCUGGUUCCUACUCGACAUUGCGUUCUACGGUAUCAACCUCAACCAGAACGUCGUGCUGCAACAGAUUGGAUACGACGGAAAGACAGGCUCUCCUUGGCAAAAACUCAUCAAUGUCUCUACUGGGGGUAUCAUCGUCACUGCUCUUGGUUUUGUUCCAGGCUACUAUGCGUCCAUCUUGACGAUCGAAAUCCUAGGCCGAAAGUGGAUACAAAUUCAAGGAUUCCUUAUGGCUGCACUUUUCUUGGCCAUCUUAGCAGCGAAAUUCCACACACUAAGCCAUGUGUCGUUCAUUGUUUGCUUCGCUUUCCUUCAGUUCUUUUUCAAUUUUGGCGCGAAUACUACAACUUAUUGUUACCCAGCUGAAGUCUUCCCAACCCGUUUCCGAGCUUUCGCCCACGGUCUAUCCGCAGCAUCGGGGAAAGCGGGAGCUAUCAUUUCGGCAUUGGUGUUUAACCAGUUGAGUAAGGCUAUCGGAACGCCUGCGGUGUUAUGGAUUUUCUUUGCGUGUUGUAUUUUGGGUGCUGGGUUCACAUUGUUGUUACCGGAAGUUAAAGGACGUGAUCCUGAUCUGGUUUAUGCUGAGGAGAUAAGGGAGGCGAGGGAGGCACGGAGGAGGGGUUGAGGCUGGGUUUUUUGUUUGACUCCGAGUGGGAAGAGUUUGAGUCGAAGUUCUCGUUUGUUGAAGAACUCGAAUGAAUUGGGACUUAUCGAUUGUCCAAAGAUGUAAACGUUACCACUACAAGUGUACAGUAUGUACAAUAUGCUACAAAAGAUGUUGUGUCCUUUCAUCGGA